Molecule: messenger RNA, 2418 nt
Organism: Anoplopoma fimbria (sablefish)
Lineage: Eukaryota; Metazoa; Chordata; Actinopteri; Perciformes; Anoplopomatidae
Product: solute carrier organic anion transporter family member 1C1-like
Exons: 14
Coding region: 1-2418 (805 amino acids)
Biological process (GO): transmembrane transport; sodium-independent organic anion transport
Cellular component (GO): membrane
Molecular function (GO): protein binding
Source: RefSeq, a predicted model, not a curated record
AUGGAGGACUCAGUAAAAGACGGAGACAAGAUGACCAGCCAGCAGGCUCUGUGUGACCCCGAACAUGAGAGCAAAAAACGCUCUCGCAUCUCCACUCUGAAAUUGUUUAUUAUGGCGCUGUCCUUCGCCAGCUUCUCAAAGGCUCUGACGGGAACCUACAUGAAGAGCUCCAUCACUCAGAUAGAGAGACGAUUCGAUCUCUCCAGCACUCACAUUGGACUCAUUGAUGGCAGUUUUGAGAUGGGCAACUUGUUGUUUCUUGCUGUGGUCAGCUAUUUUGGGGCCAAGCUACAUCGGCCCAGACUCAUAGCUGUGGGCUGUUUCCUCAUGGCUGUAGGGGCCUUUCUCACCGGCCUCACACACUUCUUCAUGGGAAGCUACAAGUACAACACGAUCAUUCAGGUUUUCCAGAAUGACAGUGUGAACAUCGCUGCCUGUGUGGAUCCACUGAAAUCAGAAGUACCUGAAAUUCAGAUCGAGCCCUCUGUGGAAGACAACAAAGCCUGUGUGAGAGAAUCUGGUUCCAACAUGUGGAUCUAUGUGUUCCUGGGGAACGCUCUGCGAGGGAUCGGAGAAACCCCGGUCACACCUUUGGGCAUUUCUUACAUCGACGACUUUGCUAAAGCGGAAAAUUCACCCUUCUACAUAGCUUGUCUCCAGACCAUCACUCUCCUGGGCCCCAUGUUUGGUUUCCUCCUGGGCUCCUAUUGUGCCAGACUAUAUGUUGACAUUGGAUAUGUGGAUAUCGAAAGUGUGACCAUCACUCCUAAAGACGCCCGCUGGGUGGGCGCCUGGUGGAUGGGCUUCAUGGUGUCCUCCGCCCUCCUCCUCCUCUCCAGCAUUCCCUUCUGGUUCCUGCCCCGCUCGCUGCCAAAGCAGGGGGGAGACAAGGGCAAGCCAACUCCCACCUGUGACACCCUAGAUGGGACAAUGGAGGAUGUUCCCAACAACAGUCACAACCUCAAGCUGACUGACAUUGCCAAAGGGUUUCUUCCCUCACUGAAGCGCCUGUUGGGAACUCCUGCCUACUUCCUGCUCCUUUGUGGGAGCAUCCUGAAGUUCAACUCCUUCAUCGGCCUGUUCACCUUUAAAGCCAAAUACAUGGAACAACAGUUUGGCCAGUCUGCAUCCAGAGCAAACUUCCUCAUAGGUGUGUUGAACCUGCCAGCGGUGGCGAUGGGGAUCUUCCUGGGAGGUCUGCUGAUGAAGAGGUAUAAACUGAGCCUGGUGUCAGGAGCUCAACUCUCUUUUGCCACAUCCUUCAUGGCAUACCUCCUCCUGCUGCUGCAGUUUGGAACCAAGUGUGAUAACAUCCCCAUGGCUGGGCUCACCAUCUCAUACAAUGGGACACAGAGUAUAUCAACCGACAGAGAUAUGCUCUUCUCUGAGUGUAACAGAGACUGCUCGUGUUCAGCAGAGGAGUGGGACCCUGUGUGCUCAGACAGCGGCAUCACCUACAUCUCUCCAUGUAUGGCUGGCUGCCUCAGCUCCAGUGGAUACGGCAAGAACACAAUCUUCCACAACUGUAGCUGUGUGUCCGCCUCCUACCCGGCAGGCAGCAGCACGUCUGUGAGGCUGGGCCAGUGUCCUCAUGCCAAGGACUGCAGCCGUAGUUUCACCUCCUACAUGGCUGUAUCUGUUCUCAGCUCCUUCAUCAACUCUCUGGGAGCCACACCUGGCUACAUGGUCAUCAUAAGAUGCAUCUCACCAGAUCUCAAAUCCCUUGCGCUAGGUAUCCAGACCUUGGUAACUAGGACUCUUGGUGGACUUCCUGCACCGGUGUAUUUCGGAGCCCUGAUUGAUUCGACUUGCCUGAAGUGGUCUAUCAAGAAGUGUGGAGGCAGGGGGGCAUGUCGCAUGUAUGACGCUGAUAUGUACAGGAUUAUCUUCCUGGGUCUGAUCACUUGUCUCAGUGGUUCCUCGUAUUUCUUCAUCAUUGCCGUCAUCGUCCUCCUCAGACGACAAUUUCGUAAGCCAGAGCGGGAUACACAGACGCAAAAAACAAAAGCUUCAAAGGAAAUUGAACUUCGAACCAAAUCAAAACCCACUGAGGACAAGCCCGGCCCCCCUCAAACUCCCAAAGCGCCUCAUGCUCCCAAAGUUUUGGCAAGGAUCGCAACAGAACUGGAGGAUGGAGCUGAAGUUCACAGAACAGAGCAGCUCCCCGAAGAUGGCAGACACAACUCCUCAAAUAGCACCCAGGAGACACCACAGCUCAAAUCCCUGACAGAGACCACUGUUGAGUUCACUCCUCCUCCAAGUGAGGAAGCAAAGAUAGAGAUAGACGGGCUGAAGUCAGUGGACGAAGUAUCCGAUGAGACGGAUGCACAGGUGGAAAAAGAGGACCAUCUCACAGCUGACAAAGAGUUAGAGGAAGAGACAACACACAGCAAAGAAACUGACGGCACACAAAACUGA